Molecule: messenger RNA, 3381 nt
Organism: Monopterus albus (swamp eel)
Lineage: Eukaryota; Metazoa; Chordata; Actinopteri; Synbranchiformes; Synbranchidae
Product: casein kinase I
Exons: 11
Coding region: 460-1713 (417 amino acids)
Biological process (GO): protein phosphorylation
Molecular function (GO): ATP binding; protein kinase activity
Source: RefSeq, a predicted model, not a curated record
UUUCACCACUGAAACCCGGAGAAUGACAUCAUCACCAUUGUGAGCGGACGUGUUGUUAAGUACCGAGGGGCGGAGACAGACUUGAGCGGAGAGCGGCCGCGUGUGUUCGAGCUUCUCAGGGACUAUCAACAGGGAGCGCAACGGACGAUAGAGCUAAGAGCUGGGGGUAUGAACGCUGCCAGAAUCCGCUCCCAUCCUCCUCUGUCCGGGCCGCUGUCCGACUGACAACCACUGGAUCAGAACCUCCACCGAAGCAACUCUCGGACGAACCCAAUAUUGGGUGACUGGGGAUUCGUGGACCCGGAGAAACCAAGGGGGAAAAGGGCCCUGAUUCGGCCGAGUCAGUCUCGUAUUUCAGGGCUUACAGGAGAGGGGGAGGAGGCGAGUAGCAGGGAUGGCUGUCCGCACAGGGUAGUCCACUACAGACCGUACACGGGUGCGGUUUGACAACUUGUGAUCAUGGAGCUGAGGGUGGGGAACAAGUACCGGCUUGGGCGAAAGAUAGGGAGCGGUUCCUUUGGAGACAUUUACCUUGGUGCCAACAUUGCAACCGGUGAGGAGGUAGCCAUCAAGCUUGAAUGUGUGAAGACCAAACACCCACAGUUGCAUAUUGAAAGCAAGUUCUACAAGAUGAUGCAAGGAGGAGUGGGUAUUCCAUCGAUCAAGUGGUGUGGGGCAGAGGGAGACUACAAUGUGAUGGUAAUGGAGCUGCUUGGCCCCAGUCUGGAGGACCUCUUCAACUUUUGCUCACGGAAAUUCAGCCUGAAGACUGUCCUGCUUUUGGCAGACCAGAUGAUUAGUCGUAUUGAGUACAUCCACUCCAAGAAUUUCAUCCAUCGGGAUGUGAAGCCUGACAACUUUUUAAUGGGGCUCGGCAAAAAGGGUAACCUGGUGUACAUCAUUGACUUCGGCCUGGCCAAAAAGUACCGUGAUGCUCGCACACACCAACACAUCCCUUACAGAGAGAACAAGAACCUGACUGGCACAGCACGCUAUGCUUCCAUCAACACACAUCUUGGAAUUGAGCAGUCCAGACGUGAUGACCUGGAGUCUCUUGGCUAUGUCCUCAUGUACUUCAACCUGGGAUCCCUCCCCUGGCAGGGACUCAAGGCUGCGACCAAGAGACAGAAGUAUGAACGAAUCAGCGAGAAGAAAAUGUCCACGCCCAUUGAGGUUCUUUGCAAAGGAUACCCUUCUGAGUUCUCCACAUACCUGAAUUUUUGCCGUUCCCUCCGUUUUGAUGACAAGCCAGACUACUCCUACCUACGACAGCUCUUCAGGAAUCUUUUCCACCGACAGGGCUUCUCCUAUGAUUAUGUCUUUGACUGGAACAUGCUUAAAUUUGGUUCUAGUCGGACAGCCGAGGAUGGCGAUCGGGAGAGGAAGACAGGAGAAGAGAGGGAUGAGCGGAUUGGCGGAGCCCCCAGGGGGUCUGCAUCGCGGGGCCUUCCCCCAGGUCCCAACCCUGGAGCUCCCAGCAGAGUCAGGAACGGGCCAGAGCAGGCCAUCUCUAACCCUGUGUCGCGGGUCCAGCAGUCUGGGAACGCAUCGCCUCGUGCAAUUUCUCGUGCAGAGAGGGAGAGGAAGGUGAGCAUGCGACUCCACCGUGGGGCUCCAGCCAAUGUAUCAUCCUCUGACCUCACAGCCCGUCACGACCAAUCCAGAAUUUCCACAUCACAGGUCAGCGUACCGUUUGAGCACAUGGGCAAGUAGACUUCCUUGGCUCCGCAUGCACAUGAAGCUGACAGGAUUGUGAGAUGGAUUCAUCACUCCUCCAUACGAUGUCUUGGGAAAAUGACAGUAAAUCUUAUAAAUCCAACAUGUACUGUUUCAAUGAACCCUCUUUUCUAAAGCGUGGAUCACCACCACCACAACAAUACAAAAAGCAAAUGAAUGAUUGUUCUACAUCACUGAUACUUUGUUUGCUCAUACCUGCGCCCCUCUUCCUGAGAACAUUCCCUCAGUACCUUCAAUGUGACAAAUGUGAAGAAUUGUUGGCAUCGGAGGCAAAAAGGCAUUAGGGACAUGUACGUUACUCAUCAAAGGUCAACAUCGUGAUUGAUAUAGGCUUAGUAAAGAUUCAUCUUUUUCACUUGUAAAACAGCAAAAGCAACUUUUCAGUGAAUGUCAUAUAUUUUAUCUUUCAUGAGGACAAAGCUUCUCAUCAGUUCUUUGCUUUUUUUGACAAAAGUAACUAUAUGUUGGAAAUGUGGAGAGAGGCAGGUGAGGAGGUAGGUAGUGGGCAGAAAAGGGUGACUGAAAAGCAUUAGUAAGUGAUGUUUUAGCUGUUGUAGAGUAAUAUUUCUGGUGAACGACAUAAUGAUUCACUGUCCCUCAGAACUCAGCCACCAAAACCACCAUGUUUGGUUUUAAAGUGAGUGGGUAAGAUGAAGAAUGACCAUAGACAUUGCAAAGACACACUCCCAAGUCUUGAGGGAAGCUCCUCAGGAAAUUCUCACCGUAUUUGACCAGAGACCAUAGCUGCCCAUUUUGGCUAACAAAUGGCGGCUGCAAAUUUUUUUUGACAGUUCUUAAUGUUUUUAUUCUUUUGUUACUGGAGCUCACAGGAGCAGACUGGCUCUGAUAAGGAUGACGUUUGUGGUGAUGGGGUAUCCAGUGAUUUAUUUUUAACUCCUCUGUAAAUAUAGUUUUUUAUUUUGACAUAAAGCCAAAAUGUGGUUGUUUUAUGUGUAAAUUAGGAAAAUGCAUACUAAUGACAAACGGGUUGGGUUCACAAUUUUAUGUACUUAAUGUACCAAAUUGUGGAAUGGGCUACUAUUGCUUUGCCAGCUGGGUCAUCAACUGUGUGUGUGUGUGUGUGUGUGUGUGUGUGUGUGUUACAGAGAAUCCCUGCAAAGACUAUAAGAUUCAUUUUGUCUUUUAGUAUUCAGAUUUUUAAACUUAUUUUUGCUAUUUAAACUUUUUCUUUUUUUUUUUUAAUCAAACAGCUUUGUUUUAUUGUUUCAUCCUCCUGUAACUUAGAAGUAUUUUGUUGCCUGUCUUUUUAUUCUGUUAUGCUUCGGAGCUUGUCUCUCCAUACCAUGGAAUACAUAAGGUUCUCGGUAUUCAUUAUGCAAAACUAUUUUUGUCACCUUUGGAUUUUAGCAUCCAGCAAUUUUCAUGUCAUCAUUCAGAAGAAAACAUAACUAAUGCAAUUGUAGGGAUGUGUAAAUAGCAGUGUACUGUGUGCAAUACCUUUCGUACAGACCAACAUGACCCAGUGGCAUUACAACUUUAGGGUUGGGGGAUGGUUAAGACGCUGAGGUGAAGGGAUUUCAUUUUAUGUAUUGUGUACGGAUAUAUUGUACAGUUCUUUAACACUUGUAUUUACAACAGUAUUUGUGUAUAUUUUAUGAAGUAAUAAAAUAACGAUCACCUUUA